CCCCCGCCAUGUUGUCCUGCGCCAAGUUCGUCUCCGCUCCCGCGCUCGUGCGGACGAGCUCGCGGCUGCUGAGCCGGCCCCUCGCAGCCUCCGCGCGGAGCGGCCCCGACGCCCGGACGGAGCAGAGCCCGCCGGGCUGCCGGAGCAUCCGGAGCAGCGCCGCAUGCCGGGACAUUGACACGGCCGCCAAGUUCAUCGGCGCCGGCGCCGCCACCGUGGGGGUGGCUGGAUCCGGCGCCGGCAUCGGCACCGUCUUCGGCAGCCUCAUUAUCGGCUAUGCCAGGAAUCCGUCCCUGAAACAGCAGCUUUUCUCCUACGCCAUCCUGGGCUUCGCCCUCUCCGAAGCCAUGGGGCUCUUCUGCCUCAUGGUGGCCUUCCUCAUCCUCUUCGCCAUGUGAGGGAGCCAGCGGCCACGCGCUGUCCCGACGGAGCCAGGAAUGCCAGCCGGGAGCAGAGAGCUCCACUCCGGAGCCCAUCGUCCCGCUGGCAGGAAGGGAAUAAAAACAGUUUGAGAAUGGG
Molecule: messenger RNA, 519 nt
Organism: Nothoprocta perdicaria
Lineage: Eukaryota; Metazoa; Chordata; Aves; Tinamiformes; Tinamidae
Gene: ATP5MC2
Product: ATP synthase membrane subunit c locus 2
Exons: 4
Coding region: 9-398 (129 amino acids)
Biological process (GO): proton motive force-driven ATP synthesis; proton transmembrane transport
Molecular function (GO): proton transmembrane transporter activity
Source: RefSeq, a predicted model, not a curated record